CUCAUUUACAACCUACCACAGCUUCGCUCUUUGCAUACCUUCUUGGAUAACGAAUAAUGUCUUCAGUGGCGCGCCGCGGUAGACCGAAGAUUCAUGGUCCUGAUGUUUCCAUCGACAAAACGUGGUCGGAUCUAGCGAACAACAUCCGCGAGAUACAGAACCACAAUGCACAGAACCUUUCAUUUGAGGAGAAUCACCGAUUUGCAUACAACAUGGUGCUUCACAAAAACGGUGCCAUGCUGUACAACGGUGUGAAAGAGCUGAUCACGGAGAAUCUGGAUCACCUUGCGAAUACCCAAGUCAUUCCCGUGUUCCCUUCGGGCGCUGGUGACGGGACGGUGCAGAGUCAGGAUGCCGAAGUACUACUGAAGGCACUGAGAAAUAUUUGGGAUGAUCACACGAGCAAUAUGGUCAGGCUUGGACAGAUUCUCAAGUACAUGGAUCGGGUUUAUACUAAGACCGCGCAAGUUCCAGAGAUAUGGGAUGCAGGGCUUGCGCUGUUUCUCGAACGCAUAUUCCGGCCGUUGAUCAAGGACCACCUUAUUACUGCCAUCUUGAACCAGGUCCGAUACGAGCGACAUGGACACACAGUCAACCGUUCUGCCAUCAAGGGAUGCGUUGAUGUCUUUGUCGCGCUCCAGGACUCCAGCAGCGGCAGCAUCUACAAGCGUGAUCUUGAGCCCGUUUUGUUGCGUGAGAGCCAACAGUUCUAUGAAGCCGAGGGUCACACCCUCACUCAAACUUGCGAUGCCUCGGAAUUUCUACUGCGUGUCGAAGCACGAUUUGAAUCCGAAGAUUCUCGGACACACCAUUAUCUUUCCCGGACGACCGCACCGGCACUACGCCAAAUCCUUCAAGACCAUCUAUUGACUGCACAUCUAGCCACCAUCAUUUCUAUGGAAUCAUCCGGGCUGGAUGCCAUGAUCGACUUGAACAAGAUCUCUGACAUAGCUCGUUUACACCGACUAUUUAUUACAGUCCCGGCCGGUAUGCCCUGUCUGAAGCGGGCCUUCAGACAGGGCAUUCGAAAAAGAGGAGAUGGGAUCAACCAGACGUCACUAGGUGAAGGGGAUGGUGGAGGAUCGAAACGUGUGACGUCUGGCGCCCAGACGCUACUACUCGCUCUCAAUUGGGUGCAAGAGGUGCUCAACUUGAAGGAUCUCUUUGACGUCAUCUGGAGAGAUGCAUUUGCAGCUGACAGAGAACUGGAAGCUACACUGAACGAGGCUUUUGAGUCAUUCAUCAACGCCAAUGAGCGCUCCUCGGAAUUCAUCUCGCUGUUCAUCGACGACAACCUACGUCGUGGACUGAAGGGGAAAACCGAUACCGAAGUGGACGCGGUACUUGAGAAGACGAUCACAGUGUUCCGGUACAUCACAGAGAAAGAUGUGUUUGAGCGAUACUAUAAAGGGCAUCUCGCCAAGCGGCUGCUCCAAGGUCGAUCUGUUUCGGACGAUGCGGAGAGGGGGAUGCUGGCGAAACUCAAGGUGGAAUGUGGCUACCAGUUCACCCAGAAGCUGGAGGGAAUGUUCAAUGACAUGCGGCUUUCUGAAGACACCAUGCGAUCGUACAAGAGCACUAGCUUGUAUUUGGACCACCCACCCAAGAUCGAAUUAUCGGCCAUCGUGAUGACCUCUACGUUCUGGCCGAUGACGCAAUCAACGACACCAUGCCAGCUUCCUUUGGAGCUGAUCGAGACUCUGCAGUCUUUCGAGAAAUUCUACCUCGCUCAGCACACUGGUCGUCGGCUUACGUGGCAGCCGACACUGGGCAGCGCUGACGUUCGCGUAACCUUCAAGGCGAGAAAGCACGACCUCAACCUUUCCACCAUUGCAAUGGUUAUUCUUCUCCUCUUUGAAGACCAGGGUCCGGAUGAUUUUCUCACAUACGAGGAAAUCAAACAGGCAACAGGCAUUGAGGACGAGGAAAUAUUGCAAAGGCAUCUGCAAUCACUGGCAUGUGCCAAGUUCAAGAUUCUCAAGAAACACCCCGCCAGCCGAGAGGUGAUCCCGUCGGACUCCUUCUCGUUCAAUGCAGACUUCACUUCGAACUUGCAAAAGAUCAAGAUCAGCACUAUCUCGUCCAAGGUGGAGAACACGGACGAGCAGAAGGAGACGAGGGAUCGGAUUGAGGAAGAGCGAAAGCAUCAGACCGAGGCCUGCAUAGUGCGGAUCAUGAAGGACAGGAAACACAUGACACACAACGAUCUUGUCAACGAAGUCACUCGUCAGCUGGCGACUCGGUUCAAUCCCAACCCGCUGAAUAUCAAGAAACGGAUCGAGAACCUGAUCGAUCGGGAGUACCUUGAACGAUGCGACGAUCGCAAGUCCUACAACUACCUAGCAUAAGUGGCCAUGACAAGACGUGUAUUAACAUCCUGCAAUGUAUCAUACUGGCAUGAGGCGAGCGACCUGGGUUACUUGAUUUUUGGGGCAAAAGCUUGUCAACUCUGGCACUAAUCACGGCACCGACGGCGUUUGUUGCGUCGAUUGUCUUCGGAAUCACCCAGGCGCCUCUUCCCGGGAUGAUUCCUGUGUGUCCAGACACUCUGCAUCAUCACUGCAAGACCGGCAUGAGAGAGAAGAGUGCCCACUCAGCGUCUGGGACACGGCGCGAUUGCUGUCCCUGGAAUGAGCGGCAACGAAACCGGAGGGUGACACGAAUGCGCUCACCAAAAGAGCCUGGCAAGGCAGUGGCCGGAGGACGUCACGGAUGUGGGCGUCAAGUGCGGGAACCCCCUUUCAAACUCAAGAUUUUGUCACCAAUGACAUCGCCCAAGAUCUCGCUCAUACGUAGGGCCAGAACCCCGCCGUUCCUCGGUGGAAAAUAUUCCGGCGACUCAUCCGGCCAGAAGCAUACUACAAAAAAAGUCCAAUCUCAGCAAUAUUGUCAUCAAUCAAUGCGUUCCCGUCGUGUUAGUCGCAGCAGCCGUCCCAUUGGACUUGGUCGCGGCAAUGGCUGCCUGGAGCGCGGCCUUCACGAGCGCCGGGGACGUGGCAUCAUUCCAGUUAUUGCCCGCGGGAACAACCGUAUUCUUCCCGACGUCCGUGCCGUUGAAGCCGAG
Messenger RNA from Mycena citricolor, 3064 nucleotides. Lineage: Eukaryota; Fungi; Basidiomycota; Agaricomycetes; Agaricales; Mycenaceae. The record is from the annotation of a GenBank genome assembly.